GCGGCGGUGAGGGACUGAGCAGCGCCAGCGCUCGGCGGCCGCGCAGGUUUUGCUAUGCCGCAGUGUUUGUACUGACUCUGCUGUCUUGUAGGAGUGAUGGGGAACUAGAGCCCAUGACAGUUCAGUGGAGCCCUUGGCACUUUUGAUAUCUCGACAUCUUCAGUUCUGUAAGAGCAACCCAUUCCCGGGAUAAAGACAGCAGCAGGUGGUAGAAUGCGGAAACCAGGCCCUCAGAAAGCCAUAGACUGGAAAGAUGGUAAAAAGCACAAGUACAGCCGCCCAUCAGAGUCUCCUUCCCAGUACCAAGGUCACUUCACCUGGGAGAAGUACCUGAAAGAGACAUGUGCCAUCCCAGCUCCUGCCCAUUGUUUCAAGCAGUCCUACACUCCACCUGCAAACGAGUUCAAGAUCAGCAUGAAGCUGGAGGCGCAGGACCCCCGGAACACCACGUCCACCUGCAUCGCCACCGUGGUGGGGCUGACGGGCGCCCGCCUGCGCCUGCGCCUCGACGGCAGCGACAACAAGAACGACUUCUGGAGGCUGGUGGACUCUGCUGAGAUCCAGCCCAUCGGGAACUGUGAGAAGAAUGGAGGGAUGCUGCAGCCUCCACUGGGCUUCCGGCUGAAUGCCUCCUCCUGGCCCAUGUUCCUGCUGAAGACUCUGAAUGGAGCAGAGAUGGCUCCUGUCCGGAUUUUUCACAAGGAACCACCAUCUCCUUCCCAAAACUUCUUCAAGACAGGUAUGAAGCUGGAGGCAGUGGACAGGAAGAACCCUCACUUCAUCUGCCCGGCCACCAUUGGGGAGGUGAGAGGUUCUGAGGUCCUCAUAACAUUUGAUGGCUGGAGAGGUGCCUUCGAUUACUGGUGCCGAUAUGAUUCCCGGGACAUCUUUCCUGUAGGCUGGUGUUCGCUGACUGGAGAUAAUCUGCAGCCCCCUGGUACAAAAGUUGUGAUUCCAAAGAGCCCUUUACCUGCCUCCGAAGUAAACUCGGAGAAACCUAGCAUGCACAGUAGCACAAAGACUGUUUUGGGGCAUCAACAAGGGCAAAGGCGUCGCAAAACAGGGAAGAAGCGUGGUCGAACGACCAAAGCACUAAUCCACCACCCCAUGCCUACACCCUCCAAGUCAGUGGAGCCUUUGAAAUUCCCCAGAAAGAGAGGCCCCAAGCCUGGCAGUAAGAGGAAACCUAGGACAUUGCUGAACCCAGCACCCACCUCUCCAACAACCAGUACCCCAGAGCCAGACACAAGCACUGUGCCCCAGGACGCUGCUACAAUCCCCAGCUCUGCCAUGCAGGCUCCCACAGUUUGCAUUUACUUGAACAAGAACGGCAGCACUGGGCCCCACCUAGACAAGAAGAAAAUUCAGCAGCUGCCAGACCAUUUUGGACCAGCUCGAGCUUCUGUUGUCCUGCAGCAAGCAGUACAGGCCUGCAUUGAUUGUGCUUAUCAUCAGAAAACAGUCUUCUCCUUCUUAAAACAAGGCCACGGGGGAGAGGUCAUCUCAGCUGUGUUUGAUCGGGAACAGCACACUCUGAACCUGCCAGCAGUAAACAGUAUCACCUACGUCCUGCGGUUCCUGGAGAAGCUGUGCCACAAUCUGCGCAGUGACAACCUCUUUGGGAACCAGCCUUUCACUCAGAACAGCCACAUGCAGCGCUCACACGAGUACGACCACGACAGGUAUCUACCAGACAGAAGCAGCUCGUUAGACGGCUCUCUGCAGGGACCAGGCCGGGGUACAAAGCGCUAUUCCCAAGAUUCCCCUCCAUACACUGCUCCUCUCUCCCCCAAGUUACCAAAGAAUGACCGUCACCCUUUGGAAGGUGAAACCUUUGUCCUGGGAGAUGGCCUCCCAGGGCCCUUAGAGCCUCGCCUGGACCCCAUGGACUCUGCCUUGAACUCUGUCAAUUCAUCCAGCCACAGCAGGAGCUCCAGAGACUAUCGGCUGCCAGGAUACAGGCACCUGCACCAGCCCUCUAGCCUGAGCCAGGGCAGCACCUCUGCCCUGCGCAGGCUUAGCUCUGGGGGCUCGGACAGGUACCUCAGCUCCCGGGACAGCUCCCGGCUCAGCAGCCGUGACCCCUCGUCCUGGACGGUGGAGGAGGUGAUGCAGUUCAUCCGUGAGUCAGACCCACAGCUGGGCCCCCAUGCUGACCUCUUCAGGAAACACGAGAUCGAUGGGAAAGCCCUGCUCUUGCUGCGGAGUGACAUGAUGAUGAAGUACAUGGGGCUGAAGCUGGGGCCAGCCCUGAAGCUCACUUACCACAUCGACAAGCUAAAGCAAGGCAAGUUCUGAGAGGACUCCUGGCAGGAUGGAUCCUGGAAGCUCCGCUCCCAGCCGUCCCCACCCGCGCUCACCUGCCGACAGGUUCGCAUGCACACAC
This is a messenger RNA of Sturnus vulgaris (Common starling), 2386 nucleotides long. RefSeq names its product Scm polycomb group protein homolog 1 (gene SCMH1). The record is from RefSeq and is a predicted model, not a curated record. Gene Ontology annotation, molecular function: histone binding; chromatin binding. Gene Ontology annotation, biological process: negative regulation of DNA-templated transcription. Gene Ontology annotation, cellular component: nucleus. Lineage: Eukaryota; Metazoa; Chordata; Aves; Passeriformes; Sturnidae.